Rubroshorea leprosula is the source of this 1802-nucleotide messenger RNA. Lineage: Eukaryota; Viridiplantae; Streptophyta; Magnoliopsida; Malvales; Dipterocarpaceae. The record is from the annotation of a GenBank genome assembly.
UGAUUCAGCCUCAAUAUUCUUUAUGGUAUCAGAGCCUUCUCUUAGCACCAAAUCAAUUCCAAAACCCUAGGUUUCUUAUUCUGCUAUGCCUUUGCGUCAAUGGAUGAGUCUUCGUCUUCUUCCUCUUUGUCUCCUUCCUCUACUUCUCCUAUUCCCACUGGUCCUCCGUUUCUUUCUACAAUUUUUGCCCCUUCCUCUCCUGUUGUGUCUAUCACGCCGUCAAUCCCUAUUCCUCCUUUUCCUCCUACUUCUUCCUCUUUACCCACAACCCUUGCCUCUUCUGUUUUCUCUCAUCCCGUUUUCUCCGUCACCAAUAUUCGGAAUUAUGUGGCAGAAACUCUUGAUCACACUAAUUUUUUUGUGUGGAAGGAAUUGAUGAUUCCUGUAUUGAAAAGCAAAGGCGUUUAUGGUCAUGUUGAUGGUUCCGAUUUGUGUCCCUCCCCUAAUAGUCCGGAUUUUGAUUCCUGGAUGCAGGUUGAUUAUCAGGUUCUGUCUUGGAUUCAGGCCACUAUAUCAAAAGACAUUCUUCAAUUUAUUCUUCAACUCGGUAAGCAGCUCACAGCCAAAUUAGCUUGGGAAUCCAUUCAUCAGUUGUACCAAAGCCAACUUAGUGCUACUGCACUUCAAUUAACUCAAGAAUUCAAUGGUAUUCAGAAGCAGUCUGGCCAGAGUGUUAUGGACUAUUUGCAGUAUGUCAAGGGGUUAUCUGAUCGGCUUUUCGGAAUUGGUCAUCCAGUAUCUGAUAAAGAUUUAGUGCUUCGAACUAUUGCUGGUCUUGAUCAUUCCUUUGCAGUGGCAAAGCGCACUAUUCCUCAACGUGUUCCCUUCCCUACUUUCUUGGAAUUGCGAUCGCUACUGUUGAUUGAGGAAGCUAAUAUUUUGCAGGAAUCUUCAACUAGCUCAUUGAUGAAUGGCUCUUCUAGUUCUAGUCAAUUGGGAGGCCGGACUAAUCGAGGUCGGGGAUCUCGCGAAAGUGGUCGUACUGUGUGGAAUCAUCGCUCCAAUUUUUCUGGCCAUUCUUAUUCUGGUCGCGGCUUCGGCAAUGUUGCUCAUGGUGCCUCUGAUUUUUCAAUUGGUUAUUCUGGGACUCAUGGUGCUGGUUUUAAUGGGUCUUUGUUUGCAAAGUUUGAUGGCCAAGUGGCUGGGUUUCAUUCUGCCAAUAGUUCUACCUGUGCCUUACCCCCAUUACUACUAACUUCGCCAACCCCUAUUGCUUGUCAAUGGUAUUCCCCUCAUCCUCCUGUCGAACUCCCUACCUCCCAUGCUACCUCUUCCAUGGCUUCCUAUUCCCUUCCACUGUCCCCUGCCUCUUCGCUCCCACCUUCCUUGCAGCCUCCUCGGCGGAUCCAUCCUAUGAUUACCAGAUCUCAAGUUGGCACUCGAAAGCCUCGGGUUCUGCCAUCCUUGCUUGCUACCGGAGCUGACAUCAGGGAACCAAAAACCUUUAAAGAAGCCUGUCAAUUCUCCGAAUGGCGUUCUGCAAUGGUGGAUGAGUUCUUGGCUGUGCUAAAGAAUAACACUUGGUCUAUUGUGCCUCGUCCUUCAACUGUCAAUGUGGUUGGCUCCAAGUGGGUUUAUCGUAUAAAAUAGAAGGCUGAUGGUUCUAUUGAGCGCUUCAAAGCUCGCCUCGUUGCUCAAGGGUUUACACAACAACAAGGUAUUGAUUAUGAUGAUACUUUCAGUCCUGUGGUCAAGCCUGCUACCAUUCGAACUGUUUUGGCAUUAGCUGUGAUGUAUUCUUGGCCUAUUCAUCAACUUGAUGUGAAGAAUGCCUUUCUUCAUGGGCGGCUUUUUGAGGUUGU